AUGGGGGACCGCACACAACGCCAGCCCUCGUGGCUGCGAGGUACAACGAAGAAUGUGCCGUGGGUACUGCUCGCUGCGCAGUCCACUGGGUUUGUGCUGCUAUCUCACUAUUCCCGAAUCAUGCCACCGGCGGGUGGUAAGCGAUACCUUACCUCUACCGCCGUCUUCCUGAACGAAGUCGUUAAGUUAGCGAUCGCCCUCACAAUGGCGCUCUACGAUGUCUCAAAAACUGCGCCACCAUCCAUGCCCGCAACCUCCCUCUUCUUUUCACUCUCAAGCGCCGUGCUUUCAGGUGACAGCUGGAAAUUGGCGAUCCCCGCGGGCCUCGGUGUUCUCUCGAACUCUCUCCAAUAUAUUGCGCUCUCGAAUAUGCGCGCGGCAACUUUCCAGGUUACAUUCCAGCUGCAGUUCGUAGCGACAGCGAUCUUUGGCCUGAUAGCUCUCCGGCGGAGCAUUGCCCCCCGCAAGUGGGGUCUGCUACUGCUCCUGUUGCUCGGCGUGACCUUGAUCCAGUUCCCUGAUGCCAAUGCUGAGCAGAUGUCGCUCCACGACGAGGCGUCACCCCAUCACUUCCCCCGAUCAUUGCAGGAGUGGAAGGCCAUGAAGGGCGGUGGUGCUGCUGCAAACCUGCACAAGCGCUCUGCUACAUACGAGGGUAUCGAAGAGGACAUUCUAACAGCAGAGCCACGGCUGAACCCCGCCGUGGGCCUCCUUGCGAUCAUUGGCGCAGCCCUUGCCUCUGGCCUUGGAGGUGUCUACUUUGAGAAAGUUCAGAAGGAUAGCUCCAGCCAUACCUCCAUGUGGGUGCGUAAUGUACAAUUGGCGAUAUACUCUAUUUUUCCGGCGCUCUUCAUCGGUGUGGUAUUCCGGGAUGGUGAUCGGAUCGCCAAUGAUGGCUUCUUCCAGGGAUACAACUGGGCUGUCUGGGCCACGAUCCUGAUCCAGGCUCUGGGUGGUAUCGUUUCCACAUUCUCGAUCAGCAAUACGCAACGCGAUCCCGGGUGCUUGGCCAUAACCGUCAGCAUCGUUCUGAGCAUCAUUGGUAGCGUUUGGCUGUUUGACUUUGAGCUCACCACAAGCUUCCUCCUUGGCUCUGCUACGGUCCUGGUAGCCACCCACUACUACGGCAAUCCAAGUUUCAGCCCCACUGCAGCCAAAGCGGGCGGAAUGCGUCCGCCACCCAUCCGGGUCGACAAUUUCGAAAAGGACUCCGGCCAUGACAACAGCCCCUCUGUUGCAGGUGCCCCGAAUGACUUCUCUAUCAAGCUUCCGACCACUCCCUUCCUCUCAGACGGCGUGUCAUCCUCCCGCCCCACAUCCCCGAACCCCGGCCAGACGCGGGUAAGCUCCAGCCGGAACGCCAGUGGAGGAAACUUCUUCGAAAAGGAAUAG
Penicillium canariense is the source of this 1392-nucleotide messenger RNA. Its product is annotated as putative UDP-galactose transporter. NCBI's taxonomy places the organism in Eukaryota, Fungi, Ascomycota, Eurotiomycetes, Eurotiales, Aspergillaceae. The transcript has 4 exons. Gene Ontology annotation, cellular component: Golgi membrane. Gene Ontology annotation, biological process: pyrimidine nucleotide-sugar transmembrane transport. The record is from RefSeq and is a predicted model, not a curated record. Bases 1 to 1392 code for a protein of 463 amino acids. Gene Ontology annotation, molecular function: UDP-galactose transmembrane transporter activity.